AUGGCUUCGCCCUCAUCUUCUGGGGCCCCCAUAACAGACUUUACCCCAGCUACGGUUCCUACCAAUCUGCACACCAAAGCCCUUCCGUCGACCACAUUGGCUGCCCAGGCUCGGGGGAAGAAGAGACCGGCGAGUCCAGCCACACAUUCAGCGACGCAAUCAAACACCAGCAACAGUAAAAAGAAGAAACCGAAUGUUACCGCUGCUGCAACUCAUGCCCAGGUGACGCCGGUGGAAGGGGCUACGGAAGGGAAGCCGGUUAGCUCCACGGACACUAAUGCUCAGUCUACAGAACCGACCUUAAAGCCGCUGCCGUUUAAGGAGCCCACGUUCGUGCACUCUGGUAUAGGUGGGGCGGCAGCGGGGAAGAAGAAUCGGACGUGGAAGAAUUUGAAACAGAUUCUGGCAGCGGAGAGAGCACUGCCCUGGAAAAUGAACGAUCCAAACUACUACAGUAUAGAUGCCCCUCCUUCUUUGAAACCAGCAAAGAAGUACUCAGACAUAUCAGGUCUGCCGGCCAAUUACACAGACCCUCAGACGAAACUACGCUUCACCUCCUCAGAGGAGUUCUCCUACAUCCGCCUGCUCCCCACUGACGUAGUGACGGGUUAUCUCACCCUGCGCAAGGCAACCUGCAUCGUGCCCUGA
Chanos chanos (milkfish) is the source of this 648-nucleotide messenger RNA. RefSeq names its product INO80 complex subunit C (gene ino80c). Gene Ontology annotation, biological process: chromatin remodeling. The coding region runs from base 1 to 648 and encodes 215 amino acids. Gene Ontology annotation, cellular component: Ino80 complex. The record is from RefSeq and is a predicted model, not a curated record. The transcript has 5 exons. NCBI's taxonomy places the organism in Eukaryota, Metazoa, Chordata, Actinopteri, Gonorynchiformes, Chanidae.